AUGGCGCGCGCGUUUGUUCUAAGCAGUCUGGGAUUUGUAGUUCUCCUUCCGUCGCUCCUGGACUCACUAAACCAGAAGCAACUUCAAGCGAGGACCCUUUCUACCAGUGAUGAUGUCGAAGACAGAGAAAAUGAGAAGGGUCGCCUUGAAGAAGCCUAUGAGAAAUGUGACCGUGACCUAGAUGAAUUGAUUGUGCAGCACUACACAGAAUUGACGACAGCCAUUCGCACAUAUCAGAGCAUCACAGAGCGCAUCACUAACUCCCGAAAUAAAAUCAAACAGGUGUCAGCAGUAGAGUCUUUGGAGGGUUCCCUGCUCCAGGUAGAAGGAUUGAGUGAUCUCAGGCUGGAGCUUCACAGCAAGAAGAUGAACCUCCACUUGGUUCUUAUAGAUGAGCUGCACAGGCAUCUGUACAUCAAAUCCACUAACCGAGUUGUGCAGCGUAACAAGGAAAAAGGGAAAAUGAGCUCCCAUGUGAAAGAUGCUUCUCCUGGUCCUCUGAUUGAUGUUACAAACCUCCCUACUCCACGCAAAUUCCUUGAUGCUGCUCAGUAUUCUGCGGGAAGCUUAAGUGUGAAGGAGAUCAACCUGCAGGACAUCAAGGAGGACUUGGAUAUGGAUCCAGAGGAGAACAGCACCCUUUUCAUGGGAAUUCUUAUCAAGGGGCUGGCCAAACUGAAGAAGAUCCCAGAGACAGUUAAGGCAAUCAAAGAGCGAUUGGAGCAGGAGCUGAAGCAAAUUGUGAAGAGGUCUACUACCCAGGUGGCAGACAGUGACUAUCAGAGGGGGGAAAACUUCACUGUGGAGAACCAACCAAGGUUACUUCUAGAGUUGUUGGAGCUGCUGUUUGACAAGUUCAAUGCUGUGGCCACUGCACAUUCUGUGGUCCUGGGGUACCUGCAGGACUCUGUUGGGACUCCAGUGACUCAGCAGGAAGAGAUCAAAUUGUAUGAUAUGGCAGAUGUGUGGGUGAAGAUCCAAGAUGUGCUGCAGAUGCUGUUGACUGAGUACUUGGAUAUGAAAAACACUCGUACGGCCUCUGAACCAUCAGCUCAACUAAGCUAUGCCAGUACUGGACGAGAGUUUGCAGCGUUUUUUGCUAAGAAGAAACCUCAGAGGCCAAAAAAUUCGCUUUUCAAGUGAG
Molecule: messenger RNA, 1144 nt
Organism: Castor canadensis (American beaver)
Lineage: Eukaryota; Metazoa; Chordata; Mammalia; Rodentia; Castoridae
Gene: Exoc4
Product: exocyst complex component 4
Biological process (GO): chemical synaptic transmission; Golgi to plasma membrane transport; exocytosis
Cellular component (GO): growth cone membrane; synapse; exocyst
Source: RefSeq, a predicted model, not a curated record